Messenger RNA from Osmerus eperlanus (European smelt), 1133 nucleotides. Its product is annotated as C-type lectin domain family 12 member B-like. The coding region runs from base 1 to 1035 and encodes 344 amino acids. The transcript is spliced from 6 exons. NCBI's taxonomy places the organism in Eukaryota, Metazoa, Chordata, Actinopteri, Osmeriformes, Osmeridae. The record is from RefSeq and is a predicted model, not a curated record. Gene Ontology annotation, molecular function: signaling receptor activity.
AUGUACUGUUUACAUUGUGCAAUGACUGGACAAAUAGUCUCCCACAUAAUCAGGAUCAGCAAAGUAAAUGCUCGAGAGUUGAGACCAACAAAGAGACGCCAACUUAAAGGAAUGGCGCAUUUAGAGACGUUGCCCAACAACAGUUUGACAACUACAUACAAAAACCUAAUUUGUCAAGAUGAUUUAAGGUCAGACGGAAAUCCUCUCUUUGAAGACCAAGUACCAGCGUCUUUGUUCGCAGUGGCAGCUGAGGCGAGUACACAUCGUUGUAGGCUGGUUGCAGGAUGUCUGGGACUACUUAGUGUUUUCCUUAUGGCAGCUGAUAUUGCUCUUGGAGUCCACUAUCACAACAUCAGAAAUAAAGAACUCUCACUUAAACACCAAUUAACACAAGUAAGUAGUGAGCUGGAUCAAAUCCGUAGCAACAUGCAAGCCAAGGACGAGACACAAUUUUCCCUAGCAAUGGCACUUCGUAGACAGAGUGAAGUUUCAGUGAUGCGAGAGUAUCAAGAACAACAGAUGAGGGACUUUGAGAACAGGAUCCAAGCCCUUCAGGAGGAGCAAAUAAACAUGAAGUCUCGCAUCUCUCAACUUGAAGUGAGUUGUGCACGGUGUAUGCCAGGGUGGACACUUCUGAACUCCACAUGCUACUAUUUCCCUUUCUCGGACACCAUUCCCCGGAAAGGAUGGAAAGAAAGUAAAGACACCUGCGUUGCGAAAGGAGGAGACCUGGCAGUGGUAGAUAGCUGGCAGAAGCAGGAGGAGAUAAGUAAGUUGAUAUUGGCAAAGUACACUGACACACCGAUACGUCUCAGUGGAUUCUGGAUUGGACUUUCUGAUAUUAGUUCAGAGGGGAACUGGACAUGGCAGAAUGGAGUGAAGAUGACUCAGGGGUAUUGGGAAGAUGGAGAACCGAAUGACUACUAUGAGUCAGAGGACUGUGUUGCCGUCUACCCCUGGAGUAACUUUAGCAAGAACUGGAAUGAUGCCCCAUGUACACAUCCACUGAAAUGGAUAUGUGAAAAGGCUCGCUAAUCUGAAAAAGUAUUGUUUUGGCAAUUUUUCAUUGUUUAUAAGUGUCAUUGACAUGAUGGAACUAAGAAGAUAAACUCAAAAAUAAAAGCAUAGAUUAA